CCAAUUGUUUCAACAUUUUUAAACUAAUUCUCAGUUAUAACUAUUUCAAUGUGAUAAAAAAAACUAAGUAGAACGUAAAAAAGUUUUUAUAUUACGGCAUCGCAAUGCCUUUCAUGAAAGGAAAAUUUGCGGUUCGCAGAACCCUUAAAUAUUUGGAAUCUGGUAAAUUGCUACUUAAAGAUCGCAUUAAAAUCUUCUCUAUCAAUUAUAAUACAUUUGGCGAACAUCACCAAGGAGCAAGAGACUUUGUUUACUGGUAUCUGCCUCAAAUUCAGUACAAAAAUCCUGAAGUACAAGUCAUAACCUUUAAAAAUCUUACACCCACACCGUUUGUAAAAUGUUAUUUCGAGGAAGGAAAUCAAUUGUUAAUUGAUAUUGACAGCAAAACAAAAGAAGAAGUUCAUGAUCAUCUCUUAAAAGUAGUAGGAAAGUCGGAAGCACUACAACUGGUAGAAAAAAAAUUAAAGGAAAAAAUUGAUAAUGUCGCUAACUUUGGUUUUGGUUGUGAUCGACAUUGUAUUUGUGAAAUUCCUGGGCAAUUGUCUUGUCCUGGUAUAGUACCACUUCCUUUACAUAUGAGAGGAAAAACGAGAAUGUUAAAUAAUUGAUAAAAGUUUAUAUAAU
Molecule: messenger RNA, 624 nt
Organism: Ctenocephalides felis (cat flea)
Lineage: Eukaryota; Metazoa; Arthropoda; Insecta; Siphonaptera; Pulicidae
Gene: mRpS25
Product: probable 28S ribosomal protein S25, mitochondrial
Exons: 1
Coding region: 105-608 (167 amino acids)
Cellular component (GO): mitochondrion
Molecular function (GO): structural constituent of ribosome
Source: RefSeq, a predicted model, not a curated record